Molecule: messenger RNA, 624 nt
Organism: Quercus lobata
Lineage: Eukaryota; Viridiplantae; Streptophyta; Magnoliopsida; Fagales; Fagaceae
Exons: 1
Coding region: 1-624 (207 amino acids)
Molecular function (GO): nucleic acid binding; zinc ion binding
Source: RefSeq, a predicted model, not a curated record
AUGGGAGACGACUUGAAGGUGGUGGAAGUCGGAGAUGGUCUAUUACAAUUUAAAUUCGCUAUGGAGAGCCAACUAAAUUGGGUUUGGAACAAUGGUCCUUGGUGCUUUGACAACCAAAUUCUUGCCUUACGGAGGUGGGAAAAGGGGAUGACAGUGAGAACGGUGAACUUCACCCACCUACCUAUGUGGGUCCAAGUUUGGGGGCUGCCAUUUGACUUAACAAUUGAAGAAGCAGGACAAGACAUUGGACAGGGACUGGGCAGAGUCAUUGAAGUGGACUGCAAAGCCAUCAAAACAGAUCAAGCUUGCUUCCUUCGUAUACGUGUUGAGGUGCCACUAGACAGACCGUUGCGGAGAGGGUGUCCUAUUGUCAGUCCAGAGGGAGACGAAGCCAAAGUCGCUUUCCGAUACGAACGCCUAGUGGGUUGGUGUUUCGCAUGUGGGAGAAUUGGCCAUGAGAUGAAGGAGUGCGAGUCGGCAAACGAUACGGAAAAGAGCAGUAGACCGUAUGGAGAAUGGUUGAAAGCUGGUACUUGGCUCAAGCCUGAAAUGCUGAGAAACAAACAGAGGAGUUUGGAACGGUUCCGGCGAGAACCAAACGCUGAGAUAGAACCAGUGACGUAG